This is a messenger RNA of Paramecium tetraurelia, 426 nucleotides long. RefSeq lists its product as uncharacterized. The record is from RefSeq and is a predicted model, not a curated record. The transcript has 2 exons. Lineage: Eukaryota; Ciliophora; Oligohymenophorea; Peniculida; Parameciidae.
AUGUUUAAAAUGGGUUGGGAGUACAUCAUUACUCAAUUUGGUUUGGUCUUUAACAACAAAUGCAUUGCCUUUAUCAGUGAAUCCAAUAAUAUCUUCAUUCUCGGGAUUCUAAAAGUUAUUAAAAAUCAAUUGAAUAUAUUUAAUAAUUCGAGAAUUUAAUUCCUAAAAUCAUCAAAAAUUUAGAUGAUCAAUUUAGGAAUAUUCGUAGAUGUUUUGAGUAAAAAGUUUGGCACCCCUUUUUUCAUACUUUUUGCUUUCUUCUAAGACAUUCCAAAGAGUUCCUAAUAUAUAUUUUGCAAAUUAAAAAAAUUAUUAAAAUAUCUGAUUAUCUAUGCGCCUUUUGCUCAUAUUAAUAUACAAUAAUAAAACAAUAAGUUAAAUUUGUCAAAAAGAGAACAUAAUAUUCAUGUUUUAUCACUAUUCUGA